AUGUCCACAUUCUUUGAUGAAAUGCAAAAGUCAUUUGCCGACGUGAAGAUCACCGACGGCAAAAUCGACACCUCCGAUUUCUUACAAGCCUCCGAAUCACUUGUUAAGUUAUUUGACUUGUUGGGAUCUACUGCAUUUGUCGUGGUUAAAAAUGAUAUGAAUGGUAACAUAGCCAAGAUCCACAAGAAGUUAUUAGAAGACCCAGUGAAUUCAUCCACUUUACAGGAUUUGGUUCUCACUGAAUCGAAAACCAAGACUAAAACUGCCACGCAAGGUUUAUUGUGGUUAUCACGAGGUUUACAAUUCACUGCCCAAGCAAUGAGAGAAACAGUUGACCAACCGACAAAAGAGUUGACAGCAACAUUCACUGAUGCAUACGGUAAAACGUUGUCCAAGUACCAUGGUAUGUUAGUUAAGCCAGUUUUCAAAUUGGCCAUGCAAGCAUGUCCUUAUAGAAAGGAUUUCUUUGCCAAGUUGGGAGCUGACCAAGCUAAAGUUGCUGAACAGUUGAAGGUUUGGUUGGAAGCUUUGGAAAACAUUGUCAAAAUCAUUUUUGACUUCUUUGCAUCAGGCAACUACGGGAAAGGAUUAUAA
This is a messenger RNA of Lodderomyces margitis, 594 nucleotides long. RefSeq names its product Het1p (gene HET1). Lineage: Eukaryota; Fungi; Ascomycota; Pichiomycetes; Serinales; Debaryomycetaceae. The record is from RefSeq and is a predicted model, not a curated record. Gene Ontology annotation, cellular component: membrane; cytoplasm; cytosol. The coding region runs from base 1 to 594 and encodes 197 amino acids. The transcript has a single exon. Gene Ontology annotation, molecular function: ceramide 1-phosphate binding; ceramide 1-phosphate transfer activity. Gene Ontology annotation, biological process: ceramide transport; intermembrane lipid transfer.